This is a messenger RNA of Grammomys surdaster, 1130 nucleotides long. RefSeq names its product sphingolipid delta(4)-desaturase DES1-like. The annotation marks the transcript as partial. Gene Ontology annotation, biological process: ceramide biosynthetic process. Gene Ontology annotation, molecular function: sphingolipid delta-4 desaturase activity. The transcript is spliced from 4 exons. Lineage: Eukaryota; Metazoa; Chordata; Mammalia; Rodentia; Muridae. The record is from RefSeq and is a predicted model, not a curated record. Gene Ontology annotation, cellular component: membrane.
UCCUUUGCUUUCAAGACGUUGGACUUGGAGCAGAACCCAGAGAGGUCCGCGCAGAGCAAUGGGCAGCCAUGUUUCUCGGGAAGAUUUUGAGUGGGUCUACACGGAUGAGCCACAUGCGCAGAGGAGACGGGAGAUCCUGGCAAAGUAUCCAGAGAUAAAAUCCUUGAUGAAACCCGACCCUAACCUGAUCUGGAUCAUAACCAUGAUGCUUCUUGUCCAGUUGGCUUCAUUUUACUUAGUCAAAGACUUACAGUGGAAAUGGGUCAUAUUUUGGGCCUUUGUCUUUGGCAGCUCCAUUAACCACUCAGUGACUCUGGCUAUCCAUGAGAUUUCCCACAAUUUCCCCUUUGGCCACCACAGGGCUCUGUGGAACCGCUGGUUUGGAAUAUUUACUAAUCUCCCUUUUGGGGUUCCAUAUUCAAUUUCCUAUAAAAUGUAUCACAUAGAUCACCAUCGAUACCUUGGAGCUGCUGGCAUUGAUGUGGAUGCUCCUUCUGACUUUGAGGGCUGGUUCUUCUGCACCACUUUCAGGAAGCUUAUAUGGGUUGUUUUUCAGCCUUUGUUUCUUUUUCUUAGACCUUACUUCGUCAACCCCAAACCAGUUACUUAUCUGGAAACUAUCAAUAUUGUGACCCAGAUCAUUUUUAACAUUAUAGUUUACUAUGUUUUUGGAAUUAAAUCUUUAGUCUACAUGUUGGCCUCCCUACUUGGCCUGGGUUUGAACCCAAUUUCUGGGCAUUUUAUAGCUGACCACUACAUGUUCUUAAAGGGGCAAGACACAAACUCAUAUUAUGGGCCUCUCAACCUUUUCAUGUUCAACGGAGGCUAUCACAACGAACAUCAUGACUUCCCCAGUGUUCCUGGAAGUCGUCUUCCACAGGUGAGGAGAAUCGCAGCUGAGUACUACGAUGAGCUCCCACAUCACAGCUCCUGGGUGAAGGCACUGUAUGACUUUGUGAUGGAUGACACAAUGAGCCCCUACUCGAGGAUAAAGAGGCCUCUGAAAGGGAACGAGGUUCUAACAUUAGGAACCACGGAGCAACCAGGCAUGAAGAAGCAACUCAGUGGGCAAGAGAAGCUCAUCCUCACUCUGACUCCUGAGACAACUCAAGGACACAGUGUCCCCAGUG